Messenger RNA from Camelina sativa (false flax), 1554 nucleotides. RefSeq names its product MATH domain and coiled-coil domain-containing protein At3g58210. Gene Ontology annotation, molecular function: protein binding. Lineage: Eukaryota; Viridiplantae; Streptophyta; Magnoliopsida; Brassicales; Brassicaceae. The record is from RefSeq and is a predicted model, not a curated record.
CCGAGAGCCGAGAGCAACAGCACCAACUAGCCGACAUCAACUUCAACCUCAUGGUUCGUGUCAUGGUGUCAUGCUUGGUGUCAUGAGUUGUAGUCAGCACCAACAACCGGAGAGCAUUUUCAAUCUUGUAGUCAGCACCAACAACACCAACUUCAGAAGUUUCUGUAAGCGACGCUGAACACUCAACAAGUGUCAAAGGCUCUCUCUUCUUCAGUUCCUUCUCCGUCUCGUCUCGUCGUCUCUCUUUGCCUCUUAAGAAUGGAUAGAAGAAUGGAUUUUGCUGCAUCAGCUUUUGCUAUGAUGAGUAAUUGGAGAGCAAAUCAUCCUCCUUCUUCUUCUUUCCCUCAGUUGUUGUGUAGAGGGGUUCAAGUGUACCAGAUGUUGCCGUUUUGAGGAGUUGGAGAGAUCAUCUUCCUCCUUUUGCUUCUGUUGUCAAGCUUUCUCAGCUUACUACUGUCAAAGACAACAGAAACGAAUCCUCUGUUUUCUCGUCUGGUGGAUACAGCUGGAGAUUGGUUGUGUACCCUAAAGGAAAUGAAGAAGACAAUGGAAAAGGAUUUGUCUCAAUGUAUGUGGAACUUGACAAGAGCUGCCUCUCAUCCACAUCAGCACCACCCACAGAGGUCUCUGCUUAUCUCUCUUUCUUUGUCUUUAACAAGAAAGAGAAUAAGUACCUUUCAGUUCAAGAUGUGGAAGUAAAGAAAUUCAGUUCUUCAAGAACGGUCUGGGGAGUUUCUCAAGUUCUUCCACUUGAGGCUUUCAGUGACCCUGCCAAUGGAUACAUCUUGGAGGGAGAAGAACAUGAGUUUGGUGCUCAUGUGAAGAUUGCUCCAUCACCUGUCGCUGCUGCUGAAAACCUCCCUUUUCACAAAUUCUCUUGGGGUGUUAGGGAUUUCUCUCUUCUGAAACAGAGUGAUUACGUCUCAAAAACCUUCCAAAUGGGAGAAAAAAAGUGGACUCUAACCGUGUAUCCAAAGGGAGACUCUAGGGCAGGCGACCAAUUGUCCAGCUAUGUGCAUUUAGCUGAAGGGGAAAACUUAUUGACGGGUGAGCUGAUCAUGGUGCGAGCACAGCUGCAGAUUCUAGACCCACAUGGAUCGAAAAACCUGUCAGGAUGGCAUCAAGGUUGGGUCAUGACCUCGAACGCAGGGAGGGGCAUUCCUCAGUCCAUGCCUUUAGCCGAAAUUCAGGAGGGUUACUUGGACGAUGAAGAUACUUUGAAUGUAGAGAUGGAGUGCGAAGUUGUUAACGCCAUCAAAAACGACCCCUUCUUUUAGGGUAUCUGUUUAGCUACCUCUCUCCGUCUGUAUGACUUGCCUAAUCUGUUUUAUGCGUAGAGAUCGAAUGUGAAGUUAAACGCUCUAUCUAUGUUUAGGAUUAUCUUAUUAUUAUCUACCAUGCAUGCAUGUAUGACUAGUCUGUUUUAUGCGUAGCGAUUGAAUGUGAUGUGAACGCUCUAUCUAUGUUUAGGAUAAAUCUAAUUAUCUCUAGCUACCAUGCAUGUAUGACUACUCUGGUGUAUGCGUUAUCAUUAAAGACCUUAUUAGUUAUUUA